Brassicogethes aeneus is the source of this 1137-nucleotide messenger RNA. Lineage: Eukaryota; Metazoa; Arthropoda; Insecta; Coleoptera; Nitidulidae. The record is from the annotation of a GenBank genome assembly.
AUGUUGCUUGAAGAAGCAAUAUUUUCCCAGGACGUCUGCAAUAAUAAAACAUGUUUAGAAAGUAUUACCCACGACCUACCAAAGACAAACCUAAAUUAUGAAUGGGACCCCAGAGAAUUACACGCAAACUUUGAUGAAACAAAAACCGGUGACGCAAACCUUGCGUUAAGAAUAAAUGAUAAACGAAAACUGGAACAUAACGAUGUUCUCACUAAAUUAAAGUCGUGCAUGAUAAGAAUAAACUCAAAAAUUGAACAUGAAAUAAGAAUUCAGUCAAGAUAUACAAAAAACUAUAUAAAUCAGGUAUUUAAGGAAUGUGAAACAUUCAUAAAUAGCGAGGAUAUAUCCGAAAAAAAUGUUUUAAACUUAAAAGAAGAAAUUUUUAAUAACAUGGAGAAAUAUAUAAUGACAAAUAAUACUAACCGCGAUAAAAAAGUGGAUUUAUUUAUUAGGUUCUUAAUAGAAUUGGAAAAACAUCGCAUUGGUAUUUAUAAGGAACUGUUUAGAGCAGCUUACAAUAAAUGUACAAACAUAAGCUACAUGCUGCCUUACAAUUUAAAUGUUUUCUUUCAAUAUGAAAUAAUGCAAUUAUGGAAUAAACAGCUUAAAGAAAUUCAGAAUGAAUUGGAUGAAACUCAAAUUUUCAUUAAAAAUGUAAAAAUCCUUUGGGAUGGACAUUAUUUUAGAAUAGACGAUUUGCAAAAUUUGGUUGAAAUGGAUUUGCAGCAAGUUAUCACAAAAAAUGGUUUGCAUUGUGAGGUAUAUGAAAAUAAAUUUAACCUUAUAAUUGAUAAAUUGAGGCAACAACCAUCUGAAGCAAAACUUAAAAAAGUAUUAGACGAGGCGUUUAAAUUUCUACGUAAUGUUGACAAUAUGUAUACAUCGCAAGAAAAGGCAGAAAUAGUUGUUGUAAAAAAAUACUUAGACAACAUAAAAAUGGAAAUUGGAGUACUGAGACCUGAAAUACAAAGAUUUCUUAAGACUUUUCAAAUUGAUGAGUACUUUGAUCCAAAAAGUCAAAGACCAAGAGCAAGUAAAACUAAAAUUGUGGUGGAUCCCAGCGAAUAUUUAAUGAAUCCUGAUAUAACAUUGUGCAAAUACAAAACUUACCUAUUGAAAAAUUGGAUGUUUGGGUAA